This is a messenger RNA of Cyclocybe aegerita, 924 nucleotides long. The record is from the annotation of a GenBank genome assembly. Lineage: Eukaryota; Fungi; Basidiomycota; Agaricomycetes; Agaricales; Hemipholiotaceae.
AUGGAUAUUCCCCCGAACAUCCAAGCUGGCGCCUACAAAGAUUUACCACCCACUCCAAGUGUACUACCGCCAGGGGAUUCUGGCGCGCCGGUACUUUCUACGACUAGCCGACCCACGAGUACUCCGUCUACGCCCAAUAUCAUCAUUUUCGGCGAGACUGGAACGGGAAAGAGUUCCCUCAUAAACAUGCUUUCCGGUCGCGAAGACGCUGCUGUAUCGAACCGAGCAACCGGAGGAACAUUCUCGAGCGAGCCGUACGAGGUCGAGCUCCUCGAUGAUAAAUCCUACAAUAUAUGGGACACCGCCGGCCUGAACGAAGGCGAGCAUGGGAGCGUCCCCGCCGACGUGGCCAUGGAGAAUCUGCGCACGCUCGUUGGAAAGAUGGACGAGGGCAUCAACCUCCUCGUCUACUGCGUGCGCGGGACGCGCUUUCGCGAAAUCCUCAAAUUCAACUACGAUAUGUUCUACAAGAUCAUUUGCGAGGAGAAAGUCCCCAUAGUCAUCGUCGUUACGGGCUUGGAGCACGAGUCGCCUAUGGACGCGUGGUGGGAGGAGAACCGUGGGGAGUUCGAUAAGUACGGGCUCGUUUUCGACGGGUCUGCGUGCAUCACCACGGUGAGAGGCAAAAAUGGCAUGUUCGAAGAGGAGUUCGAAGAGUCUAAGAAGAAGGUUGGAGAGUUGAUCGUCGGGAAAUGCAUGCGGGAUCCGUGGAAGGUCCAAGGCGACGCAUGGUGGGAUGGUAUUAUCCAGAGGAUGGACGAAUACAGGAGGAGGUACAACAGGAGACUGGAUAGCCCUGGCCCCCAACCGCACAUUAGGAGACCCGCCAUUACAGGAGGUGCAUCGUUGUAUGACGUGGUGAUGGAUCUCAAGCAGUUUGUUCAGACUGUUGGACGUUGGCUUCAAGUCCCCUUCCGUUAUUAG